AUGGCUGAUCCCGUGUCAAUUGGCGCCAGUGCCGUUACAUUAAUUGACUCAAGUUCGACUUGUCUCACAUUACUUGUGAAACUUAUCAAAUGCCUCCAAAACGCGCCUGCAGAGAUCGAGGCGUUGUCUAACGAUUUGGCUGAUCUCCGAAACUACUUCGAUGAUGCUAAGGAUCUCUGCGAGAAAAUUGGCGCAGAACCGACUCAACAAUUCCGAUUCCUGAAUGCUGCGUAUAAACCUCUUGAAGAUGCUGGACAAGCGUUGGCGGAAUUGGGGAAAUUACUCAAAAAAUCCCACUCACAGACUUCUAGCGUACAAAGAAGGCUGGCAUGGAUAACGCAGAGAGCUAAAGCAAAGAAAAUUCACAAGCAAUUGCAAAGAAUCAAAUCGGACCUUGGAGCUGCGCUGGUGUUAUCCACCAAGGCUGACGGACAUCAUGUUAGCACUCGGAUCACAAGAAUCGAAACUCGGCUAGAAGCCUUGCAGUCUACAGCUGUCACGCACGUACCAUUCCUCAUGGCUCUACCGGACACUUCGGUGCAGAUUUUAGGGCCCCAGCUCGAGAACAGGUUCCCCAGUCUACCUGAAGCCCCCCGUAUGGAAUCUGGAUGUCGAAGCCCGCCGAAUACUCCCAUAGGAGACGCCGAUUUAGACCAGUUGUCUAGUACAGCAUUGAUUGUCCCUAGUGAUGACUCCCAGAUAGAAGGGAACGUUGACGGCGCCAAAUCACUUCUGUGGGACAGGAAGGCCUCGCUUACCGACGUCGACCCUAACCAUGGACGUACGCCCUUACAUUACGCUGUAAUUCGCAACAAAACUGACAUGUGCGAACUCCUUCUUGCAGCGGGAGCUGAUCCGCAUCUGCAAGAUGAUGAUUACACGACUCCGUCUCAGAAAGCCUGGGAGCAGAUCCUCUGCAAGAGAGGGACGGUCGCUGAAAUCGACGGCUUAAAGCGUUUGUUCCCGGAAACCAAAGAGCUUGAAGCCUGGGAGUUUUCGUACAUUCACAAGGUUGUCCUGGAGAUAUUUCCCGGCAGAUUGGCCGAUGAGUUGCAGAAUGAGCAGUACCACAGCCAGAUCCACGCUGUGGAUUCCACGAAUCGGACGCCCCUUCACUGGGCGACAAUCAGGGGAGACGUGGAGGCAGUGAGGUACCUUUUGGAGGCCGGAUCGGACGCCAACUGCCGCGAUAGUUUCAAUAACAGCCCUCUCACCUUUGCAGCGUCGACCGGCUCUGUACCUAUCUUAGAACUCUUAAUCCUCCAUGGAGCCAACGUCCACGCCAGAACUUUCAAGGGCAGCCAGGCAAUCCACAAUGCAAGUCGGCAUCAACGAGCCAUUGAGCCGGUCCAAACUCUAUUACGGGCUGGAGCAUCUCUGAACAGUACCAACGACCUCGGCCACUCGCCGCUGUCCGGGGCGGCGAUCCAAAACCGCCAUGAGAUCGGGGCGUUUCUUCUGGACAAAGGCGCGGACAUGCAUGUCCGCAGCCUACACGGCGACACGCCCCUCUUCCAAACCAUUUUCCACAACAGCCACGAGUUCCUGCAGAUGCUCUUGGAAAGAGGGGCGAGUGCCGACGACGUCAACAACGCAGGGUCGACCCUGUUGCGCGCGGCUGCGUCGGAGGCGGAUGCGCGAACCGUUGAGAUUCUGCGCACGUCGAAUAUAGAUUGGACUCAGUGCCUGCUUCGAGAUCCAAACGGGAGCAUAGCGCUGGAGAAAGCAUGGCGUCGAGUGAGCCCCCCGAAGGGCUUCUUGGAGGAAUUCGAACAGCUUGUCGCGGCACUGGGUCGGGAGGAACGGCUACGAGUUGAUUGCCCUUCCAGGAAGGAAAAGGCGGUCUAG
Molecule: messenger RNA, 1848 nt
Organism: Cladophialophora psammophila CBS 110553
Lineage: Eukaryota; Fungi; Ascomycota; Eurotiomycetes; Chaetothyriales; Herpotrichiellaceae
Exons: 4
Coding region: 1-1848 (615 amino acids)
Molecular function (GO): protein binding
Source: RefSeq, a predicted model, not a curated record